GACGUGAAGACCAUGGAGUACCAUCGCCAGGUGCUGCAGUCCAAGAUUGCUCAUGAGCCAACCAAGCAAUACGUCUCCCCCUCGGAUACCAUCAUGAGCCCUUGCACGGCAAAGCUCUCGGCGCUACGAAGCAAGCAAGUCACCAAGGCCAAACCAAAGUCUCUCUUCGCCCAAGCGAGCGCUAAGAAACUCCAAGGCGAGAGCCUCUUCGGCGCAAGGCCAGAUCAGAGCGAGAAUCCCCUUGGUGCU
This is a messenger RNA of Trichoderma virens Gv29-8, 249 nucleotides long. RefSeq lists its product as uncharacterized. Lineage: Eukaryota; Fungi; Ascomycota; Sordariomycetes; Hypocreales; Hypocreaceae. The annotation marks the transcript as partial. The transcript has 3 exons. The record is from RefSeq and is a predicted model, not a curated record.